AUGGAGGAAGAGAACAGCCCCAGUGCAGCUCCAGCCCAGGGCUUCCUCAAGUCCUGGGCGUCCUGCACUCUGGCAAGGGCCUCCCAGUUCACAGGCCAGCAGCCAGACAGAGAGAAGACGCAGGACCCAGCCACAGGACUUCUCUCGGUGAAGACGCCUGAACAUCCGUACCCUAAGCAGCCCCCAAUACGACAUCACAAAAAGGAGAGAACGCAGCUGACAGGCUGCUUCAAGUCCGGGUGUGGCUCGGGCACCCAGAGCGUGGGGCCUGCAGGAUUACCCUACUGGCCCACUCUAAGGACACAGGAGCCGAAACAGCAGAAUCAGGUCUACGUAGACAAGCUGAUAAAGCAGAAGCACAUGUGGAAUGAUGAAUUCUGGGAGAACCCCUGGGACCAGGGAGGCCUAGCAGUGAUCGGCUUAUUCAUCGUCACGAUCCUGUCUCUUGUUAUGUUUGCAAUCGUAUUUGGUUUCUUAAGUCCGGCUGAGAACACCAACCAGUGUGAAGAGCUGUGACUGGCCUUUUGGGGCUCAGGAAGGGGCCCACUGUUAACUCUCAAAACACCAUGUACCUUUUCUUCAGAGACCUUUUAAGAAUCUGCAAUUACACAUCCACGUUCACAUAGCUAACGUGCUUAUCUGAUAAGUACCCGUCUUCCCCACUGGGCCAAACACCAAAAAGGCAGGGGAUGGGUCUCUUUCUGUUCACCACUGUAUCUCCCAUACCCAAUGUGUCUGGCACAGUCAGUUUCAGUCAAUAUUUGGUGGUUGAAUAAAUAAAUGAAUGAAUGAAUGAAUGAA
Messenger RNA from Canis lupus familiaris (dog), 801 nucleotides. RefSeq names its product small integral membrane protein 6 (gene ERLN). The record is from RefSeq and is a predicted model, not a curated record. Lineage: Eukaryota; Metazoa; Chordata; Mammalia; Carnivora; Canidae. Bases 1 to 516 code for a protein of 171 amino acids. The transcript has 5 exons.